Oikopleura dioica is the source of this 753-nucleotide messenger RNA. NCBI's taxonomy places the organism in Eukaryota, Metazoa, Chordata, Appendicularia, Copelata, Oikopleuridae. The record is from the annotation of a GenBank genome assembly.
AUGAGAAACUUUAAAAUAAAAGUACCAUGGGGCAGGAUACACGCCAAAAACUGGUCGCAACACUACCAAGAAACAGGCGCUAAACGGGUUCUUCUUCUACACGGCAAUUCCGAUCACGUCCACUGUUGGGACUGGACAGCAGAUCUACUUCCGAAGAAUUGGUCGAUAGUGGGCUAUGAUUUUCCUGGACAUGGCGACUCAAAUUUUCCGGACAAUUAUUAUGCUCCAACUCAUGAUUUAUUCGGAUAUUCAAUAAGAUACGUGGCAGAUGCAUUAGGCUGGGACAGUUUCCACUGUGUUGCUCAUAGCAUGGGAACGUUUAUUGCUUCUCCAUUUGCGUGUCUCUUCCCGGAAAGAGUAGACUCUCUCACUUUGAUUGAUUUCAAAGGCGUGCAAACGAUCAAACCUAUUGUAACUCCGAUGUACUCACUCAUGUCCUGGGAGAACCGAGCAGACCGAUGGAAAGCUGACUCUUCUAAUCCGGGCCGGACUCCGAGCGGAAAAACAUGGGACGAGUACAAACAUGCCAUCAUGAAUACUCCAAGUGGCUGGUUCAAAGAUCCCAGAAUCGCAGAAAAAUGGAUGCAAGGGCAAAUGACCGAGCUAGAAGACGGAAACUUCAAAUCGAAAGUUCACCCCUUUAUGCGUCAGUGGGGAACAAGCAGUUGGGGGUUAACGUUCGACCAGGAUAGGUUCUCGACGGAAAUUGAAAAUUCUUGUGAAUUUCGAAAAAAUGGUGAGUACGAGCGGUGA